UCGGCGACCGAGGUAGUAGUAUAACAUGCCCAGUAGCCGUCACUGGCUUCAAGAAUUGGACUUUUCCCGUCUCUGACCCUCACACACAAGAAAGAUACAGAUACUUCGUUACGAAUUUCAAAUCUUACCCGUGCAAACCCCCAAUAAGGCGUGAAAACCACCUAACCGCCAACAUGUUAGCCCCCCUCCUCCUCACCCUCUUCGCAGCCCUCACAACAUCCCAAUUCAACCGCCCCCCAAUGCUCCGCUUCCAAUGCUCGCAACUCGUCAUCGACCGUCUCGACCCCCUCGUCAACCCAGGCCUAACCCCGUCCCCGCACCUCCACCAAAUCGUAGGCGGCAACUCCUUCCGCGCCAACAUGCCCCCUAUCACGCACGACCUCCCUUCGCUCUCCACCUGCACCUCGUGCUCCUUCAGCGAAGACUUCUCAAACUACUGGACCGCAGUCCUCUACUUCCGCGCGCGCAACGGCACCUUCAAACGCGUCUCGCAGUCCCCUAACGAGGGCCUCGCAGGCACAGCCGGCAUCACAGUCUACUACAUCCCCGACACGCGCAACACCACCUCCGUGACGGCGUUCCGCCCUGGUUUCCGCAUGCUCGUCGGCGAUCCCCUUUUAACGUCCCCCGCGGAACCGCGGAAAGUCUGCCACAGGUGCAUGCCGGCGAAGGGCGAUAACGCGUGGCUUAACUGCGCGAGCCCCGAUAGUCAGUUCUUACCCCGCGAAAUGUGUGUUGGUGGGAUGAGGAGCGUGGUUACGUUUCCGACGUGUUGGGAUGGCGUGAAUCUGGAUAGUCCGGAUCAUAGGAGCCAUGUGGUUUAUGCGGAGGGCGCGGGCGCGACGGAUAGUGGGCCUACGGGGAAAUGUCCUGCGAGCCAUCCCGUGGUGAUUCCGCAGGUCAUGUACGAGGUUAUUUGGAAUACCCAUCACUUCAACGAUAAAUCGCUCUGGCCCGAAGAUGGGUCGCAGCCUUUUGUCUGGAGCACAGGCGAUCAACACGGCUACGGUCAGCACGGCGAUUACGUGUUUGGCUGGAAAAACGAUACCCUUCAGCGCGCCAUGGACUCGCGCUGCGAUGGCAACGUGUGUAAAGAGCUGAAGUCGCAGUCAGCGGAUGCGGCUGAUGCUUGCACGGUGCCGAGGACGGUGGAUGAAGAUGUUGAUGAGUGGUUGACUGAGCUCCCGGGGAAUCGCACAAUCUAUUGA
This is a messenger RNA of Periconia digitata, 1208 nucleotides long. Lineage: Eukaryota; Fungi; Ascomycota; Dothideomycetes; Pleosporales; Periconiaceae. The record is from the annotation of a GenBank genome assembly.